This is a messenger RNA of Lacerta agilis (Sand lizard), 2152 nucleotides long. It is a transcript of the gene DUS3L, whose product is annotated as dihydrouridine synthase 3 like. Bases 107 to 2119 code for a protein of 670 amino acids. Gene Ontology annotation, biological process: tRNA processing. The transcript is spliced from 13 exons. Gene Ontology annotation, molecular function: RNA binding; metal ion binding; tRNA dihydrouridine synthase activity. The record is from RefSeq and is a predicted model, not a curated record. Lineage: Eukaryota; Metazoa; Chordata; Lepidosauria; Squamata; Lacertidae.
GCCGUGCGGCUGCAGUGGGGUCGCAGCCCCCUGUCUGAAUUGCUCUGAAGGCGGAGGGUGUGGGCCUGGGGAGGGCUGUGGGUGUGUGGCCCUCGUCCCCACCCCAAUGGAGGCUGCUGGGGUGGCCCCUAUCAGAGCCCAGUACCUCUCUACAAAAGAGAAGUUCCACACGUACCUUGAUCGGGAAGGGGAGGUGACGAACGAGAAAGAUGGCGACACGCUAACUGCAGAGGACAGUGCAGAGAACAAUACCGGCGGAGGCUUGAAUGAGCCUCCUGCCAAACUGCAGAAGCUGGGGGAAGAUGGAAGCAACACAGAAGAAAAGAGCCUACCAGAAGAGGAAAGCAGAACUGCAAAGGAGCCUCGGGGCCAAAAAAGGGCCCGGGGGCAGAAUAAGGGCCGCCCUUGCAUGAAGCCGACUCACUACGAGAAGAACCGCCUCUGCCCAUCAGUCGUCCAGGAACGGGCCGAAAAGUGCUUCUUUGGCUCACGCUGCCGUUUCCUACACAGCGUCAAAGAAUAUAUGGCCACCAAGCCACCGGACCUCGGAGACAGCUGCAUACUCUUCCAGAUGUUCGGCAGGUGCAUGUAUGGGGUCACCUGCCGGUUUGCUGCAGCCCACCUGGGCAAGGACUACGAGAACGUAAUCAACGAAGGCCUUUUGAAGCAGCGGGAAGGGAAGCCGCCAGCCGUGAGGAACAGCCUCGACAAAGACCUCCAGCAGCAGCUGCGCAAGAAGAAGUUUCCUUUCGACAAGUCCAACCAGUACCUCGGCCGCUUAGCUAAGCCCAACCAUGCGAAGGGCGCUGGGAGCCAAGCCGCGGUCGCACAUCCCACCGUGGGGAGAGAGGCCGCAGACUCUUCCGGCUCCCCAGGAAGUGUGGAUCUCAAAGCUGCAGGAGAAGAGGUGGCAAAGGUUGGUUCUUCGUCGCCAGAAGCAGGUCCCACGGUGGAGGAACCGGAGAGUGCAAGUCAGCCGCUGGCCGCAAUGGAAUCCGCACUCAAAACGUCUGGGGUUGUGACAGAUGAAGAUCUUGUGAAACUCAGACCGUGUGAGAAGAGAAAGCUGGAUCUCCGCGAGAAGCUUUAUUUAGCUCCUUUAACAACGUGCGGUAACCUUCCUUUCCGAAGAAUCUGCAAGCGCUUUGGGGCGGACGUCACCUGCGGCGAGAUGGCCGUUUGCACGAACCUGCUCCAGGGGCAGUCGUCCGAGUGGGCGUUGCUGAAACGACACCACACAGAGGAUCUCUUUGGCGUUCAGCUGGAAGGAGCGUUCCCAGACACCAUGACCAAGUGCGCAGAGCUUCUCAACCGGACCAUCGAAGUGGACUUUGUGGACGUCAACGUGGGCUGCCCUAUCGACCUCAUCUAUAACAAGGGAGGAGGAUGUGGCUUAAUGAACCGCCCCAACAAGUUCGAGCAGAUUGUCCGAGGCAUGAACUAUGUGCUAGAUGUUCCCUUGACCGUGAAGAUCCGGACCGGGGUGCAAGAGAAAACCAACCUGGCUCACAAACUAAUUCCCAGCAUCCGGGAGUGGGGUGCCUCUAUGGUCACGCUUCAUGGCCGGUCGAGAGAGCAGCGGUACACAAAGGCGGCAAACUGGGAAUAUAUAGCAGAGUGUGCGAAAAUUGCCAGUCCGAUGCCUCUUUUCGGGAACGGAGAUAUCUUGUCUUUCGAAGAUGCCAAUCAAGCCAUGCAGAGUGGAGUUUCGGGAAUCAUGAUUGCUCGGGGAGCGCUGAUCAAGCCCUGGAUCUUCACUGAAAUCAAAGAGCAGCGGCACUGGGACAUCUCGUCGGGAGAGAGGCUCGACAUCCUCAGGGACUUCACCAACUACGGCUUGGAGCAUUGGGGAUCGGACACACAGGGAGUGGAGAAAACCAGGAAGUUUCUGCUGGAGUGGCUCUCCUUUCUCUGCAGGUACAUUCCAGCCGGCUUACUGGAGCGCUUGCCUCAGAGGAUUAAUGAAAGACCCCCUUACUACAUGGGCCGGGACUAUUUGGAGACCUUAAUGGCAAGCCAGAACGUGGGUGACUGGAUUAAGAUCAGUGAGAUGCUUCUGGGUCCCGUUCCUGCCAGCUUCACUUUCCUUCCAAAACACAAGGCAAAUUCUUACAAGUAGGAGGACCGUCAUCGUCGGGACAAGAUUGGGGGG